AUGUUUUCAUAAACUUUACUUGCUUUCCUUUUGUGGGUCUAGUUGUGCUCAUCUAAUAUUCUUACAUGUUUUUAUCAAUAUGAUGAUUCCCUGCUUCAAAUUGAUUAUUCAAGGCCACAAUAAAAAACAAUAAAGAUUAAAUCUAACCUAAUUGAGAAUAAUGCAAAAGGGUUUGGAUUUUGGUCAAAAUACAUAGCAAUUAUGGAUUUUGAUUCUUUUACUCAAUUUACUAGACCUUGUGAUCAACAGUAUGAAUUUAUGGGUUAAUGUAUUUUUAAUGGAUUUUUUUUCAUGAAAAUCCUAGAUUAAAAUCAAGAUAAUGUUGCAGCUGUAAUUCUCAAUAUGAAGGAUGAGCCAAUAAGCUUGACUCAUGAAAUAUACUUGUUUGCAGUAGGUCCAAAUGAGUAUUAAUAAGCUAAAUUUAAUUUUGAAGCCAGCCGAUAUCAAAAUACUUGGUAUUACACGUCAAUUGUUUAUUAAGAUAUCGAUCAUAAAUUAAGAAUAUUUACAAAUUUUGAAUAUUAAGUCUAAUCAUUCGAUUAUCAGAUUAUGACUGAUGAAAUAACCAUCCUUUUGGGAGGCUAUGAUUAAUAAUUAUAUAAUAACUACGUUUUUGAUGGAUACUAAUUACUCUUUUUUAAGGGGUAUUUUUCACCAAUACAAGAAUAUGAUGAAUUUGGAUAUUCUAAUGACUUUUUUUAAGGCCUAUUUACGUAAUGCCUAUUUUAAGAAUAGCUCACAUACACCAAGAUAUAUGAUGAGAAUGCAAUAAUAGAUCCAAGUUAAUAACAAUCAGAUGAUUUCUCAACUUUAUCUUACCAGUAUCAAAUUGUAAAUAAUCGAUACUUGGUUAAAUGUUGGGUUAAAUAAGAUUACCAGGAGGUACUAAUACCGAUAUCAUUUUAAGGCAUUUUAAUACUAUUUAAAUUAGUAUGACCGAACAUAUCUAUAGCUUCGGCAAACACUGUUUCAUAUUGAUUCCUUAAGGUACUUUCUCUAAGAAUUGCAGGGAGAUAGACUUCUCGAUUUAUAUUAUGAAGUAUCAAAUCAAAUAAUUAGGUCGAUUUUGAAAACAAUAAAGAAACAAUUAUCAAAAUUUCGUCAGAAUUCAUUAAAAUACCUGUACUGAUAGCGUAGUAUAGUGAUGAGAACUUAAGACAAUAUGAUACAGUAAUUGUACGAAAGGAUAAUCUAUAUGAAUUAACUUAAUAAUGGCAUUAUAUAAUCAUUGAAUAUGGGAGGAAGCCUGUAAAUGGAGCGAUUUUUUAAAUACAAUUUGUUUUUCUGAAUGAAGAACAUCUUAUUUAUAAUUUAGGAACAUAAGACUAUAACACUUAGUUGCUUGGUUCAAAUAUAAUACAACACAUACUUAGAUAGGAUGAUAAUUUUAUAAAAAGUAGAACAAAAAUUCGUCAUCUUAAGUUUAUCACAGGAUAUCAUGAAGACAACAAUUAAUCAGAAUUGGGUACAGUUAUAAAUUACUUUAGAAUGCCAUUCUAGUUGCAAUGGUUGCUUUGGACCAAUGAACUAUCAAUGUAAAUCUUGCUAUUUAGAAUUCAAUUAUGAAUUGACUUCAUUAAAUGUUUGUGACUGCAAGUAUCUGACAUCAUUCGUUUAAGAACUACAAAAGUGCAAACCUAUUGAAGACUUUGAAUAUUUAUAAAUUUCUUAGGAAAAAUCAUAGAUUUUAUGCAAUUUUGGAUAUUUCUAAGCAAAGCAUAAUAAUGAAAUAUAUUGCAUUUAGUGGUACGAUGAAUUCUAAAAUUAUUAGUCCAGAAUAUCAAAAAGAGAGAUUGCUAUGUGGCGAUUGCUAUCAUUAUUCAACAACAUGGUAUCUGAAGCCAGUUUGUACAUUUGAUUACAUAUAAUAAUCAGCAGAAUAUCCUUUUAUUAAAAUUGUGAGAUAAAACAUUCAUUACGAUGUUUAUUAUUUAGACGAUUUAAUAUAACUACAACUUCUUUAAGGAGCUGCUGAUUUUUGUGACGACACUUAAGAAGAUUGCUAAGUUAGUCAAAAUUAUCAUCUAGGAUAAUAAAUCAGAAUGAAAUGCAAAAAAAAUCAUUUUUUCGAAAAUAACUAAUGCUAGAUUUGUGAUCCAUAUUGUAUUGAUUGCUAAUCUAAGGAUAUUUGCAUUAAUUGUAUUGAGACUCAUUACUUCAAUGCUUUAUCUUAGAAAUGUGAAUUCUGCCCUUAAGAAUGCUUAACUUGCACCAGAGAUAAUAAUACUGAAACUGGUUAUCGAUGCUUGACUUGUAGCAAGUAAGAGUUAAUUAUUGAUAUUUUCAAGGUUUCAUGCAUUGACCUAGGAUGGGAGAUGUUAAUAAUGUGGAUUUGACUGUGAGUAUUGUAGAGAAGAUUAUAAUAUAAUAGCAUAAUAAUAUUUCAUGAGAUGCUUAAAAUGUACUGAUCAAAAAGUAAUGGCCAUUAGAUUUGAUGGUAUUAAUUGCAGAGUAAUUAUCAUUUAAAAUUGCUAAUAUGUGAUGCUUGUUUCCAGGGCUAAUAUUUGGGCUUAUUCUACUUAUGAUUAUAAUUUUGAACCUAAAAACGAUAUUGAUGAUGAAUUUCCUAUUUGUGGAUAAUGUGAAAAUGGUUAUGGAUAUAAUUUUUACGAGGAACUAUGUGAACCAAGGUUUUAUGAUGCAAAUUGUGUUUAGUCUUUUUAUACUCAAAUGCUUUAUAAUGGUGCCAUCUAUGAUUAUCAAUAGUUUUGUCUGAUUAGUAAUUAUUAUAGUGGUCCUGCCACUUAGGGAGAUGAGUGCACAUCAUAAAUUGCGAAUUGUAAACUUUGUUAUAAUCCAUCAUAAUUUUAACCUUCCUUUUUUUGUAUUGAAUGCAAAUAAGGAUAUUACUCAAAUCAUUCUACUGGAUAAUGUUCUGUGUGUGCAGAAUCUUUAAAUUGCAACACUUGUUACAAUUCUAUAAAAGAAUUUAAUGAUUCAUGGAAAUUGAAUCUUUAAGCUUUCAAUUAAUUUUUGAAAUAAUAAUACAAUUAAUAAUAUUUUGUAUUUUAAUCAUUCUAUACUAAUAGUUUACCCAGGAUGAGAGCAGUAAUCCUUAAGACUAUUAACUAAUAUGUACUUCAUGUAAGACUGGCUUUAAGUUGUAGGAUGGAAAAUGCAUUAAGUAUUGUGAUUCAGACUGUCAAAAUUGUUAAUACUCAGAUGGAUAAUAUUAUUGUUAUUACUGUGGGAGGAAUAAUUACCACAAUUUAUUGAGUUUAAUUCAAUAUAAAUGUUCAAAUUGUCCUAGUUAUUGUGAAUUUUGCAGACAAAGAUCAUUUGAUGAAAUGCUGUCAUUAAAUUCUAAUUUUGUUUAAAAUUAAAAGAAUUAAAUCUAUUCUUAUUAAUGCCUUAAGGCCUACUCCUUUAAUCAAAAUCUAAAUUAUGAUUAGGAUUUUGGAUAAUUUAUCCCUUGUUAAAAUUAAAUUGGCUGCGAAAAUGUUAUUAGUUUCUAUAUGAAUCUAUACUGUGUUGAUGAUGAUUACUAUAGUGCAUUAUCUUUAAUUAGUGAUUAGAAUCAAUAAAUUUAAUUCAAAAUGAAGAACAUACUAUUUGAUUCCUUGUUAUAAUCUAGUCCAAAAUAAUCUAGUUUUAUUGAUGUAAAGUAUAUCUAUUAUUUUAGAUUGAAAUAGAUUCAAAAUUUGAAAUCAUGAAUAAGAAAUUUAUUAAAAAAGUCAGAAUUUAUAUCACUUCCAAUCAAGAAUAGACUUGUUCAGUUAAUUAGAUAAGUUACAUCUCUUAAAAAUUUUCCCAGAACGUUUUUAGUCUAAUGUAAAUAUUUUCUUAUAAAAAGUGAUGUUUAAUUAAUAAUUUCCUCUUAAAUGGAAUAACCUCUAAAAAUCAAAGUUUUUCAAGAGCUGCACUUUUUGGAUUUUUCAUUUAUACGAUUUGAAAAUAUUUAAUUUGAAAUCCAAUAAUCUACAAAUUUACUAUUAUUUAGUGUUGAAGGAUUUAAACCAAUUAAUUUAGAAAUGGAAAAAAUAGAAUUUUAAUCCUCUGUGAAGAAAUAACCAUCAUCUCUCAUAUUUCAAGGCAAGUAAAUUUCUAAAAUAAAAUUUAAUGAAAUUCAUCUUAAAGAUUUAAUUUUUAAAAAUGAAAACAUAACAAGCAUCUUUUAGCUAUAAUUCUUAUCAUCCAAUGCAUUAAUUUAAAUUAACAAAUUUUAAAUCUUGAAUUGUAUUUUUCACAAAGUUAAUGUAUUUGAAUUCUAAUCAAAUUAAACAAUUACAAUAUAAUUUGAUCAAAUAAAGAUAUAAGCCAAUUUAAAUGUUAGUUCAUUAUUAACAACAAAAAUCAAAGAUAUAAACCUCUUAACCAUUUCAAACUUUUUAAUUUCUGGUUAAAUGUAAAAUUCAGAGCCUUUUAUAAGUUUAAACAAUACAGAAAUUGCUUAAGUUGAAAAUCUAACAUUAAGUGAUAUGACACUUAUAGAUUCAAUUUUUAUGUAAUUUGAGAAGUAUGUGAUAAUCAAUAAUAUCAUUAUUAACUAAUGCAAAACUAUUGGAAUAGUUUACAUUAUCUGUAACUUUAUACCUAAAGAAAUGAGUAAUCAAACUCAUUUAACUUACUUUAUGAAUCAAAUUACAAUACAGAAUUUGAAUUCAAAUUAUCUCUCAUAAAUAAUAUACUUACAACCAUUUCACUCUGCUCUAUCAUCAGUAGACAUAAAGAAUAUUCUAAUUUUUAAUAUUUCUUUAAAUAACCAAAAUAAUGUUUAGUUCGAUUAAUAUGAGUCCUCUGUCAUACAUAUCGAAUUGCAAAUUGUGAGAAUUUAAUAUUGUACAAUAAAAAGAGGAUAUGGAUUCAUUUAAUUUUUAUUAAAAAAUAUUUAAAUAUUAGAAAUCAUAGAUUUACAAGCAUAAUAAUUGAAGAGACAUUAAUUGCAUUAAUUUUAUGAUUGCUCUGAUUUAAAUCCUAAUCAUUAUAAAAGUAUUAUCAAAUUAUCUGAUGUACAAAGCAUUCAUUUCGAACAGUUUUAUAUCACUGAUUUUAAUGUGAUAAACUCUGCCCUAAUUGUAUUUUAAAGUUAUUCUUAAUUAUUGACUGAAUCUAAAUAUCACUUAACAGACUUCAUAGUCAAAGAAAAUAUUAUUAUUGUAUCUAAAUCUUAAGAAAGUGCUUCACUAAUAUAUAUUGAUAGUAGAUUAAAAACCUAAGUCACUCUUGUUAAUAUAGAGAUUACACGAAAUUAAUUACAUAAUUAUGGAUAAAACUUAUUCAUAUUUUCAGCCGUUGGUGUCUUAAUAAAUUGUCCUUCUGGAGACAUUAAAAUGGAAUCAAACAUAUUCAACUCAAAUUUUGCAACUAACUCAACAGACACUAUUACAUACAUCUUUGCAAAAUCUGUAAUCAUGAAUUCAGUAUAAUUCUUCAAUAAUUCCAUUUAUAACAUAGAUUUACUGUUAAAAAAUAUUAUUCUUAGUUUUCCCAGAGAUGAUAUUGUUAGGUUUAGUAAUUUAAAGAAUAUCUUUCCAUUAAUUAGUGAAGUAGGAAAUUCAUAUCUUUAAGCUGAAACUGUAAUUGUUUAAAAUUGUUAGGUUGAAAAUUCUUCAGGAAAGAACGGAGUGGGGUUUUACAUAAAUGCACUCAUUAUAAAAUUCAUAGAUGUAGAUUUUAAAAAUUUAAAAACUCAAUUCAAAAAUAAUGAAGAGCAUGGAGCUUGUAUUUUUAUUGACAUUCCAUCUCAGAGCUCUUAAAUUUUUCUUUCACACAUCAGUGUCUAAAACGUUAUUUCCAAGGAUUAUGGAGGCUUUCUCUAUAUAAAAUCAGAUCAUGAUUAUUUGAAUCUUACCCUGUAAAAUCUCACCUUAUAAAGAUGUUUCUCUUCUAAAGGAACAGUACUUUAUGCAUCUUUUUAAAAAACUUCAUUAUCAAAUAAAUUGAACAUUCUAGAUGUCAACAUAAGAGAUUAAUUCACUGCCUUAUAUGAUUACUUUUAAUAAAUGAUUAACAAUCCAACUAUCUAAAUUAAUCUAAAUAAUAGAACUUCAUUUUAUGCUGAAAAUUCCGUUAUGAACUUUACAAAUAUACACUUAUCAAAUGUGUCAGGAGAAUCAUUAUUCUAUUGCAUAGAUUAAGGAAAUAUCCUUUUGAAUUAAAUUAUUAUUAUUAAUGGCACGAUGCCAAAAUAAAGCCUAUUAUACAUACAACCUAGAAAUGGUAUAAAUUAUAGUUAUUUAAAUAGAUUUGGAAACUGUGAUAAGUAUCAAGGGAUUGCAAGUUAAGAACGUAUUAUAAUAAAGUACCUAAGGUGAGAGAUGUUAAUUACCUAAUUAAGCUAAAUCUAAAAAAAUUUAAAAUAUGUAAUGUUAAUUUGAACUUCCAAAUAAUAAUUUUGAAAGAGAUAUCGAUAUAAUUAGUAACCAAUUAAUGGAUUGCCUAUAUAAUCAAUAUCUUUAUUCAUAUUCAAUUUAGUAGCAAGCCAUUAUAACCAUAACCUAGAUAAAAGACUGUGAUAUUAUCAAGCUUUAGGACAUAAGUUUCAUCAACAACGAUAACUCUUUAUCGAAAAGCGGAGUCGUGUUUUUGGAAUUGAAUAAGUAAAAAUAUAAUACUUAUUAAAUUUCAAUAAAAAAUGUGAAUAUAAGGGAUAAUUAAUGCGGCUAAGUUGGUUGCAUAUAUCUAAACUCAGAUAUUUAUAAUGAAAAGUCCACCUUAUUAUUUAAUCAACAUAAUCGAAUCUUACAAAUAAGUAAAGAAUAGAUAUUAGCAUAACUUAAACAUGAUGUAGUUAUUGUUAAUUAUAAAUGUUUGGGUAAUUCUGCAGAAUUUGGAACAUGUUUAUUUUCAAAUUAAUCCAAUAUACUAAUAUAAAAUUCAAUUCUACAAAAUAAUUAAGCAAAACAAAUUGGAGGAACUAUUUAUUUUAUAGGAUUAGAAUCCAGUUUAUUUUUAUUGGACUCUCAAAUCUUAAGAAAUUCGGCACAAAUUGCAGGUGCAAUCUUUUAUGAAAAUAGUAUAAGUUAAGAUAUGCGAGGAUUCGAUACUAGUUUUUCUGAAAAUCAUGCAUCUUUUUUUGGAAAUGAUCUUGUUUAAUCUCCAGAACAUUUAUCAAUUACAUUAAAUAAUUAUAGAAGCACUUUUAACACUUAUGCAAUUAAGAAAAAUAAUGACUCAUGGUAUGAAUAAUUAGCUAAUUCGAACACUGAUAACUAAGUAAUUUUUUUACCUAGUGGUACUCCAAUUCAGAAUUAUCAAUAAUUUAACUAGGAUACCUAGGAAUUAUAAUCUUUGGCCUUAACCUUUAGGAUUGUUGCCUUAGAUAACAAUUAUUCUAAAUAAUUUAACUUGAUUAAUUCAAAGUGUGCCAUUGAAACUAAGUUGUUCGAUUUGGAAUAAUAAGAAUUCAUUGAUGUUUAUAAUCAAACAUUCAUAUCUCAAAAUUCUGUCUAUUUUAAUACAACAACAAAUGAUUACAAUCUAGAUGAUUUGAUUAUUCUAUUUGAUAGUGAUAAUACAAAUAAAAAAUACUUAUAAUUAGUAAUAACAUGUGAUAGCAUCAAAAUAAAACAAUAUGAUGAAAGCAAUCUCAUUAUCAAAUCAUUCCACACUAAUUACAAACUAUUCGUCAAUAUUAACACGUAUAAAUGUAGAGUAGGAGAAAUCAAGUCUUUAACAGAUAUGUCAUGUCAUGAGUGUGCUUCAGAACUAGACCAAUAUUCACUAAAACUUAAUUCAAAUAAGUGUAACAUAAGGGAUGAGCAAACGACCUUAAAUGUCACUUCAUUUAAACUAAAUCUAAGAAAAGUAUGGAAUCUAUUCUUAUUCAAUCUAGGGUUUUUGGAGACCAUACUUUGAUAACAAUUAAAUUGAAGAAUGCUAUAAUUUAAAAGAGAAUUGUAUUGGAUAAUGGGAUUAUGGAGAUAGUUCAUGUUACUUAGGUCACAUAGGAGCAUUGUGUGAGUAAUGUGAUAUCCAAAACACAAGAGGACAGGGAAAAUUCUCAAAUGCUUAGCAAUAUACUUGUGGAUCUUGUGAUGAAAUUCGAUAUAAUUUGCUCUAAAUUGCUGGGUUCAGUACUUGGUAAAUUAUGAAUCAUAUUUAAGGACAUUAAUAACCAUCGUUCUUAGUGUUAAAGGGGCAAUAACAAAUCAAUAUUAUUUCCUAGAGUCUCCUUACUUAAUCAAGAUCUUUACCAACUAUUUAUAGAUCAUAAGUUCCUUAACUUCAUUUAAGUUAAAUUUGCCAGUCAGCUAUUUUUAUUUUUUAAAUGGAGUUGGAAGUCCAAUACAAAGGAUUUCUUAUUCAAUGGAUUGCUAUUUAAGUAUUAUAAUUAAAUAUUGUAUAGUUAAUUUAUCCUAUUUGGAUAUUCAUUAUAUUAGAUUAAUUUGGUAAUUAAUACUUCCAUGCAUUUACUUUUUAAUCCUAGCUUUAUUCUAUUCUUUCCUCAUCUAUCUAAAUCAAAUUAAAUAUAGAGGGCCAAUUGUAAUGACGGCUAUUAUCUAUAUGUACAUUUACUUUUAGCCCAGCUUAAUCGGAUCACUAAUUGCUUUAGUAUCAACUCGCUAAAUUUCAGGAGUCUCCUGGAUCUAAGCCAAUGUUGCUUAUAAAUUUGAUACUCUUGUGCAUAAAAGAUGGGUCCUAACAUUUUGCACUCCAUUCCUCUCAUUAUUUGGCAUUAUAAUACCUUUGGGAUUACUAUUUGGAAUGUACAAUUAAAGACAUAAACUCAUUUACAAAAGAGGCAAAAGUCUAUUUGGAUAUCUUUAUUAUGAGUACAAGCCAUAGGCCUACUUUUGGGAGAUAAUUAAGAUUAUAACAAAAGAAUUAGUUAUUUUGUUUCUGAUCUUUUAUGAAGACUCAAUAAUAUUAAAAGGUUCACUUAUUUAUUUUAUUCUUUUAUUUUAUUAAUUAUUAAACCUUAAAUACUAACCUUUUAAGUCUUACAGAUUGAAUCUGCUGGAUUAUUAAUCAACAUUGAUUUGUGGAGCAUCAAUCAUUUUGGGAAUAGGACUUAAUAUGGAAUAUGAAUUUAAAAGCAUUUCCAACAUUUACUUUUUUGCAUUGUUUAUUAUCAAUAUAUUUAUAAUUGCCAAAUUAUUGCUUUGCAUCAUUAAUUCGUAUGUUAAUGAAAUGGAGGACAAAAUUGAUGUAAUUAAGAAAAAGAUUUUAUCACUUUUACCUAAUUCAUUAAGGAUGAGUCAUCAAUGUCAAAGAAUACUGCAACUCAAUGUUGAAAGAAGAAAAAGGGUAACAAAUAACUUUAAGAGAAUGAAAUCCGCUUAUAAACAAUUUUAACAAAGAUCUAAACAGUCCUCCAAUCAAUAAUUGUUUAAUACAAUCUCAAUUUAGUAGAUAACCUAAAGAACAACGUAAUAAAUAUCAUAAAUUAAUUUAGAAGUCAACUCACUGAAAGGGAUCAAGGCACUAGCUAAAAUGCACUAUUAUCCUAAUAAUAAUAGAAAUGA
Messenger RNA from Paramecium octaurelia, 9407 nucleotides. Lineage: Eukaryota; Ciliophora; Oligohymenophorea; Peniculida; Parameciidae. The record is from the annotation of a GenBank genome assembly.